CUCUUAGCUGCGCGCUAGACAGUACACGUGCACAAUGGAGGUACCAACUAUUAUAUUCAUCAGUCUCGUGCUCUGCGGUGCCAAAGACGUACAGGCUGAUGCCAGUUUGUCAGAGUUGGAUACACGGGUUGGCCAGGUUGAAAGAGAUAUUGAUGCAUGGAAACUCACAACUGGUGGUAAUCAGAUUAGAAUGAUUAAGGACUUUAAAAAGUUUGAGUUGUCACUAAAAGAAGAACUGACCGGAACAUUCGUCCCUACCCUGAUAAGGCGUCUAGUCAACCGAGCAAUUACUGACAUCCUGACAGAAAAAUAUAUUAGCAAUAUUAUCAGCCGACGUGUUCUCCGUGAAGUUGACAGCCUGAAAGCUGACUUCAUGACGCUGAAUACACGUUGUGUGAUGAUGAGAAACGAGGUUGAAUCGUGCAUGGAUGGCCUACAGAAAAUCCAGCAGAAGUUACCCACAGACAUGCAGAGUUUAACCUCUCAACUGAACCAGACCAAAGAAGAUCUGCUUGAUACAAAGGAAGUAAUCAGUGGACUUACGGAGGACUUUAUUACGCUGAAUACAAGUUGUGGUAUGAGGAAAGAGGUAAAACCGAGUGAUGGAAAUGAAGGUUCGUCAUUGUCGCAGGUGUCACCCACGACUCCAACCACGACGUAUCCUGGAACUACAACAGCCUCGACUGAUCCAAGCCAGAGCAAGACGGUUCCACCAGUGACGACACAAGACUCCGAUCUACACGGUAGGUGGGAAAACUCAACAGGCAGGAAGCUCAGUCCUUAAUUCUCCUUGCAUUUAACAUGCUGGUGUAUAUAUACCCGUGGAGAUUCUGACUUGAGGGAUGAGUCUAACCUAUGGUAUCGAUCAACGUUCAUGCUGUCAAUCACAGGAUUUCAAACUGUAAAAACUAAAUUUAGG
This is a messenger RNA of Haliotis rubra (blacklip abalone), 919 nucleotides long. RefSeq lists its product as uncharacterized. The transcript has 2 exons. NCBI's taxonomy places the organism in Eukaryota, Metazoa, Mollusca, Gastropoda, Lepetellida, Haliotidae. The record is from RefSeq and is a predicted model, not a curated record. Bases 35 to 784 code for a protein of 249 amino acids.